Messenger RNA from Penicillium psychrosexuale, 402 nucleotides. RefSeq lists its product as uncharacterized. The coding region runs from base 1 to 402 and encodes 133 amino acids. Lineage: Eukaryota; Fungi; Ascomycota; Eurotiomycetes; Eurotiales; Aspergillaceae. The record is from RefSeq and is a predicted model, not a curated record. The transcript has a single exon.
AUGCCACCACAGGUAACAGGCGAAAGGGCACUGCAUAGAGAACGCCUGGAGAAAGCAAUCUCGCUCUUAUACCAGCUUCUGCUAUACUUCGAGGACGGCACCAGACCGUACGCCCGGCACCUCAGCUCGGCGGAAGCAGAGUGGUACAUCCAACAGAUCGCGCGUGCGUACCCUCGACCUUUCCUUCCAACUCAUACGGGUACCAGCUUCCGCUUCCCGCCAGACUGGCCGCUGGAACGUCCGCAACCGAUCAAGCAGGCUAUCGUCAAGAUCGACCCCGCGCUUCGACGCGAUGUCGCAGAGCCCAACGAAUUCACCUCCGUUUCCCGUAGUGGUUUUAAACGACGGAUGAGCUUUUCCUGUCCGGGACUGCGCGGCAGCGCCAUCUCGGUGAUAAUGUGA